Molecule: messenger RNA, 1129 nt
Organism: Ceratitis capitata (Mediterranean fruit fly)
Lineage: Eukaryota; Metazoa; Arthropoda; Insecta; Diptera; Tephritidae
Exons: 3
Coding region: 278-958 (226 amino acids)
Molecular function (GO): DNA binding
Source: RefSeq, a predicted model, not a curated record
UUUAACACUUGGAAGUUGUAAAAUAAUCGGUAUUUUAAACGAUUAUUUUACCGAAGAACGUAUAUCCUACGUUUCUCUGGUAAAGAAAUGUCAAACGAAAACAGCUGUUACAUGUAAUGAGUGAAUACUCAACGCAUAUGCGUCAUGAAUCAUAAUUGAAUUGCAUUGACUUGCAGCACUUAACAUAAAACUAAGCCUUUUUUGUUAAUUGUAACAAAACAUUAAUAAAAUAAAUAAUUUAGAUAUAAGCAAAAGAGGCACAAAUAUAGGUGAUUCAAUGGAAGAUCAAGACAGUAUUUUAAAUAAAAUUGAGAAUGGUAUUUAUACACUAUCACGAAAGCAUAAACGUAAAAGCGGAAUUUGGGACAUCUUUGCAGAAAUAAAGAAGGAUGAUGGUUCCAUAGCAAAAGGAUAUUUGUGUUGCUUUAAAUGUAGUCGCCUGUUUAAAUUUGACGGUAGAAGUAUAUCAAACUUCAGACGUCAUACGUGUUUCCGAAAGAUUUCGCAAGGAAUGUCCUUGCCUGAUAAAGAUCCCUUAUUGCACGAACAUGCUUCAAUAGAGUAUGAACACGAGGAUAAAGACGUUCUUAAUAUUUUGCCAGAUGCCGCACAGCCAAAUGAAUCAUACUCAGAACAAUCGUUAUUUUCUCAAAGUGAAAGCAACAACAACAAAAUAUCACCUCCUCAUAAUGAUGGACCUAAAACGGGACCUAUGCAUACGGAGCAACUAAAUAGUCUUUGCGACAUGAUUAAAGUAGAUUUGCAAGAUGUCCCGGAUGAAGUCUUUUUUGAGGCAAAAUGGAAAAUAAUGGAUAUUUUAAGAGACGUUCACAGGAAAAGACUCGAAUGUGAACGUCAAACAUAUUCACGUUACUACAACUUUAAACAAUCAAGCCAAGCUGCUCCCAUCAGCUCAAAUUCUUUUGCGGGCCAUAGCUACGAUCAGCAGACGUAUUGAUUUGAAGUUUUACUGUACCUAACCGAGAGCAGAUUUAAAAAUUGGUUUUUAAGGUUAGCAAUAAAUAUAAGUAAUGACACAAGUAUUGGGCACAAUGCGAUCGCUCUUAAUACAUGUACAUACAAGUAAGAUGAUUAAAUUUUAAUAUAUACAUAUAUUUGUAGUUCAAAG